AAUUGCUGACGAAUAUUUCUAUUAUUGUUUUAUUCUUAUAAAACAACAUGGCUUGUGAAGCUUGUAAUGUAAAAUUUAGCUUUUUCACGCGCAAGAAACAAUGUAUGGAUUGUUUAAGAUAUUUUUGUUCUGAAUGUGUGAUCAAGCGAUUAGACAAGAUACUGAGCUGUGAUAGUUGUAAUAUGUUAUCACGGAGACCUCUAAUACGAAGUCUAAUAGUACAAACUCGUUCUAAAGACAUGCGACAAUAUCUAUUAGCAAAAAAGGUACCCAUCAAAGGUUGUAUUGAAAAAGAAGAUUUAAUUAAAUUGUUAAUGACAUUUGCUAAUGGUAAUAAUAAUUAUUGGAAUACAGAAAGUACAGAAAAUACAAGAAGAGAGAAUGUUAGUAAUUCUCAACCAAAUCAAUCAGUAACUAGAAACCACGAAUAUAGUGGACAAGUUCCGAAUUAUGUGCAUGAAACCAAUGCUACACGAAGUGACUGUAAUGAAAUUCCAGGAACAAUUUCUGGAAUUAACAUUUAUUCGGAUGAAAGAACAGAGCCCAUACAUCAAGAAGAAGAAAAAAUUUCAAACAUAGCUAAUAAUCAACAUUCUUGUGUAUCUAUAAAAAGUCCUAUGAAUCCUGUCAAACUGUCAGACAUAAAUACAUUAUCAGAACUGGAGCAUUUAAGUGUAAAGCAAUUGAAGAAUUUAUUAAGUACAAAUAGAGUUGAUUAUAAAGGUUGCAUAGAAAGAUGUGAAUUAUUGAAUAAAGCUUCCAGAUUGUGGAAAGAAUAUGAACAGUCGAGGACAGCGGAAAUGGAAAUUUUGGAUGAAAAUCUUUGCAAAGUUUGUUGGGAUGAACCAAUUGAAUGCGUGAUUUUGGAAUGCGGCCAUAUGGUUUGUUGUCUAAAUUGUGGUAAACAAAUGUCGGAAUGUCCAAUAUGUAAACAAUAUGUAGUGCGGAUAAUACGAUUUUUUAAAUCUUAACAGACAUACAAUAAUAAAUAAUACCAGUGAUUUCAUAUUUAAUCAGAAAGCAGAUAAAUGUAAUCUUCACUAUCAUUGUAAUAUUUUAAAUUUAAAAAGGUAAUUGUUUAUUGACACAUUUUACUAACAUCAUAGAUUAAAAUGUAAUUCUACAUAUAUAUAAUCUCUUAUUCUAAUGCAAGUACAAUGAAACAAUAUAUAUUAACAUAUACUACAAGUAUAUUUCAAUAUCUUCUAUAAAUAGCACUAUUUAAAAAUACUAACGAAAAUAAGAGAACACGUGUUUGGUCACUCAUUAGAUGUUUAUGUAUAUGCGUUGUACCCCUGCGAUUGAAUUAAUGAAAUUUUCUAAUAAACAAACACUAAAACAUGUGUCCUUUUAUCAUUACGUUAGAUUCACCAAAGUAAGUUGAUUAAAUUCAGUCA
This is a messenger RNA of Eufriesea mexicana, 1397 nucleotides long. RefSeq names its product E3 ubiquitin-protein ligase RNF34. Gene Ontology annotation, molecular function: ubiquitin protein ligase activity. NCBI's taxonomy places the organism in Eukaryota, Metazoa, Arthropoda, Insecta, Hymenoptera, Apidae. Bases 48 to 971 code for a protein of 307 amino acids. Gene Ontology annotation, biological process: negative regulation of extrinsic apoptotic signaling pathway via death domain receptors; proteasome-mediated ubiquitin-dependent protein catabolic process; protein K48-linked ubiquitination. The record is from RefSeq and is a predicted model, not a curated record. The transcript is spliced from 6 exons. Gene Ontology annotation, cellular component: plasma membrane; cytoplasm.